CACGUGGGCGCGCGGCGGGAGGGGCGGGGCGUCGCGGCCGUUGGGCCUGGUUUGCCGGGAGGGCGCGGCGUCUUUCGUCUCCGGGUUCUCCCGGGCCGCCCGGAGCCCGGCAGGACGGUCGUUGAGGCGGGCGUGGGCCUCCCGGGGCCGGCCCGCCAGGUGCUGCGAGAAUGACCAUGGCCCAGGCCGGAGCGGUGGUGGCGGCCGCUACGGGAGUCCUCGUCUUCUUCCUGUAUGCCUCCAUCCACAGGGUUGAGGAGGGGCACCUGGCCGUGUACUACAGGGGUGGUGCGUUGUUGACUAGUCCAAGUGGACCAGGCUACCACAUCAUGUUGCCCUUCAUCACCACGUUCAAAUCUGUACAGACCACUCUGCAGACUGAUGAAGUGAAAAAUGUGCCUUGUGGAACAAGUGGCGGUGUUAUGAUCUAUAUCGACCGAAUAGAAGUUGUGAACAAAUUGGCACCGUAUGCAGUGUAUGAUAUUGUAAGAAAUUACACUGCGGACUAUGACAAGACCUUGAUCUUCAAUAAAAUUCAUCAUGAGUUGAAUCAGUUCUGCAGUGCACAUACUCUCCAGGAGGUUUACAUCGAGCUGUUUGAUCAGAUAGAUGAGAAUCUGAAGUUGGCCCUGCAAAAAGAUCUCAAUGUCAUGGCACCAGGUCUUACCAUCCAGGCUGUGCGUGUUACAAAACCUAAAAUCCCUGAAGCCAUCCGAAGGAAUUUUGAGCUAAUGGAGGCUGAGAAGACUAAGCUCCUCAUUGCAGCCCAGAAGCAGAAGGUAGUAGAGAAGGAGGCAGAGACAGACCGGAAGAAAGCGCUCAUUGAGGCGGAGAAGGCUGCCCAGGUGGCCAGGAUUCACUAUCAACAGAAGAUUAUGGAGAAGGAAACAGAGAAGCGAAUUUCUGAGAUUGAAGAUGCUGCAUUCCUAGCAAGAGAGAAGGCAAAAGCAGAUGCAGAGUACUACACUGCUCAGAAGUUGGCUGACUCCAACAAGCUGAAACUUACCCCAGAGUAUCUGGAACUCAUGAAAUACCAGGCAAUAGCUGCAAACAGCAAGUUGUAUUUUGGCGACAGCAUCCCCGGUGUGUUUCUGGAUUCUUGUGCCUUCCAGCAAGCUGAUCUGAGGACUACCAGAAAAACCAACCUUCCUCCUCAGGAAAUCCAGGAGAGCCCUGCAGACAGCCACUUCAAAACAAAGGGAAAUACUGGCUGACAGAGGUGGAACAGAACCCAUUGUAGCUCAACAGCUCUCCCAGCUGUGAAUGGGGAUGUUGCCCUGUGUUUGAUGGGGCAGAUGCAGCAUGUGCGUGGGCAUCCUGUCUAUAGUUGGCAGUUGGGUUGAUUUUUCUUCUAGCAAUGAAUUGCAAGUACUCUGCCUCUCUUGUUUCUUCCCUAUAAAAUUGGUGCUUCCAAAUGAGGGAAUAUCCUGUACUAACAAACUUAUACUGGAAUAUUAAAGGACAGAUACCAGGAAAGCCUUCCACAGCAGGUGCAGUUAUUUAGCAAGCGUUAUCUUUGAGGUAGGAGAUGUGGCUUUUGAGUGCUGUAUGGCUGCACGCUAUUUCCCACUGCUCCUUGCUGAGGCCAAGGAAAGAAUUUGCCUUCAUCUUGCUUGAUACAGCUUCACUUUGUCGACUCCAUGCUUCCAUCAACAUGAUGUAAUUCUCUUCAAGGAUUCUGUGUUGAUCAGCAGAGGCUCCUGAUUCUCCUCUGGAAGAGACCCAGCAAGGAGUUUGGUGUGGAAUAGAUGAUUUAAAUAGGAUCUGCAUAGCCAUAACCUUUUCCGUUCCUGUAGGCAGUGAAACUAGAUAAUGGCUCAGAGAAAGAAGUCUCAGACAGGUUUCUGUAACACACCUCCUCCAAUCUAGAGCCCUAUGCUGGGUGUCCAUGGCUGGCUGCAGCAUGCUUUGCCUGGAUGACUGGGUCUUGCAUUGCACUGUAAGCCAGAAUUCAGAGUGCACUGGAAAACUUCGGCUGCUUGGGAAGAGUGGGUCCAGCACUGUGAAAUCUGUGCUCAGACUGCAGCAUCCCUCUGGGUCUUUUCACCAUGGAAAGAGUGCUGAAUUUCCACUGCUUUGCCCUGCUGUGAAGUGAGGAGAGAAGGAAGAGCAACGAGAGAUGCAAGACAUCCUUGGGCCAGAGGGCAGGAGUCUUUGUGUUACGCUGCUCCUCAAACAUUCUGUUAAGGAUCACAGUGAGGCAGAGAAUCAGUGCCUGAUGUAGCCUGCCCAAGCCCAGUGCUGCCACAUGCUUGCCAUCCCACUUUGCAGUUUCUUCUGCUCUGCUGCAGAUCAUGUUUGAUUCCUCAGCUGCAAAGCCAGGGAGACAUCACAUUUCCCAGUGAUGCAGCAAAGGUGAAUUUGUUCCUAUAAUCUGCUCUUCUAUUCCAUGUUCUGCCCAUUUUUUCUGGGGUCUGUUUCUUGUGUUCUGUGACAAUCUCAGAAGAUGUUGAUGAGGACCUGAGCCAGAAAACCACGUCCCAGCUUGCAUUGCUGCCCAAUCGCUGUGUGCACAUCAGUCCUAUUUUCCCUAUCCUGCAUGGCAUGUUUGACUUAAAGGUCUGCAGUGUCUCUCCUUGACAAAGUUCAGUAACGUACAGUGCCUUACACUUUCUCAACUCCUGCCUGACUGCCUCUCUUUCAUCUCUGGGGGAGAGCAGGGAUGUUUUGACCUUUUCCUUCCUCCAGCUGUCUACAGACUCCCAGUAUCCAGAUGGUAGCAUGUUUUGUAGCUGUGGUGAUUGAAAUGUCUCCUGGAAAUACUCCUGGAUUUACAGGAUCCCCUUUUUCCUGUGGGAAGGACUGUGAGGAGCCAGUGGAGCCACAUCCCUGACCAGCUAGCUCCUUGCUGUUUCUGAUUUGCAGCACUGACUUUACAGCAGAAGGGCAGCUUCUCCUUGUUGCAGCAGCAGCCAUUUGGGUUGACUUUUAAAUACAAGCUUUUUGAGAUCAGAAGUAUUUGAUGGUGUUACAGACUUGCCUACAGCUCUGCCACAUGCUGACAUCAGACCACAAGUGGGUUAUGCCAACCUGGAAUUGCCAAGGAGCAGAAGCAGCAAGGAAUCUUGAGAAGCAAUACUAAGUCAUAACGACCCCAUGCGGGGAGAAGGGAAGCUGGUGCAGAAAGUGGUGAGCCUUGGCCCUAGGCAGCAUUGUCAACCCAUCUCCUGCCACUGCCCAGAUGGAGACUGUCAGCUUGGCUAAAUGUCAUCCUGUGUUCAGAAGUCCUGCAGCAAUGUUUGCGUAGGGCUUAGUGCUGUGUGCAGGAACCUCUCCUAUUCUCAUCUGCUUGCUGUGUUGUCAGUCCUAGCAUCCUGAGCAGGUGUGAGGAGUGCAGCUAGUAGACAGGGCCUUGGCUCCUGGUCAGUGCUACGAGACAGAGGGAACGUGGGUUUGAACUUGUUUUGCUCCUUUCUCCUUGCGUGCUCUUCUGUCUAAGAGGGGUUCGCUACUGGAUCAGCAGCACCUUCUUAAAGGAAACAUGAUACAUAUGUUCAAGUUUACAUGCACAGUGUUCUUUUGAUAAAAACAAAAUAAAACUAUUUUGGUACCAUU
Phasianus colchicus (ring-necked pheasant) is the source of this 3555-nucleotide messenger RNA. The record is from RefSeq and is a predicted model, not a curated record. Lineage: Eukaryota; Metazoa; Chordata; Aves; Galliformes; Phasianidae.